AUGAAUUCGCAAGAGAGUGAAGAGAAAAGUAAACAAGCUGCACAACCCCCAAUUGCGGUUGGUCCGCAAGUAGGUCCACCACGUCCAGAGACUUCAUCAUCAACUUCUCGUGUAACUCGAGGUUCUGGUCGAGUACCCCCACGCAGAGGGUUAACCAAAACACGAGGGGAUAUGAUGAGUUCAUUUAAAGGGAUCUUAAAUAAAACGACUUCGGACACAAAAGGAUUAGAGUCGAUUCGGGAGUGUGACAUAGCAGAUCGAAUUGGCUAUCUGUGUUAUCAAAAGUGCAAAGGAAAAGAAAUUCCGUUUGAGUUACUGAGUACAUUUCCGCCAGUCGAUUCCACUUCAACAUCACAAGCAACAACACCCUCGAAGUGCGUGAAGAUCACAGAGGUCGAUUCCAAAGUCCCUGAAUUCGAAAUGGAGGAGAACACUGAGUUCCACGAGUCUUUGAUUCUUAGUCGGGACGGCAAAAUAGGGCCAAAAACACGAAUGGAAGAUUAUGAUAUCAUCGUCGAUGACUUGCGUUGCGUCAAUAAAGCAAUAGACGAGGAAAUGACAUUCAUCGGCGUCUUCGACGGACAUCUCGGGACUUCCGCUGCUGAAUUCUGUUGUUUCAAGUUAUAUAAUGAAGUCAUCCGGUGCAAGGAAUUCCCCGUCGACGUCAAGAAGUCUCUCGAAAUAGCAGCGCUGAGGUGCGAAGAAGGGUUUAAAGAGAUCUCCGAGGCAAUUAGUGUCAACGCGGGAACUACCGUUGCUGUUGCAAUAAUCACGCAAACAAACAUCUACGCAAUGAAUGUUGGAGACACUGAAAUAGUGUUAAGUUGUACGGGACAACCGGCUGAUGUACUGAGUGAAAAGCAUUGUUGUAAUGUCGAGGAGGAAAAGCGCCGGAUAGAGAGUGCUGGGGGUAAGGUAUUUAAUUUUCAUGGGUGGCGAGUUGAGGGGGUGUUAAGUGUAUCGCGAAGUAUCGGAGACGAAGGGUUAAAACAGUAUGUUCCAUGUUUGCCAUAUGUCUGCGAGAGAAAGCGUGACGGGGAAGAAGAGUUUUUAGUGGUAGCGAGUGACGGGUUUUGGAAUUUCAUAAAUUACGAAGAGACAGUGCAAAUCAUAAGGAAAGUCAGUUUACUGGAGGAGAAGGGGGUAGACGGAUGGGGUGUGAAAUUGCCGGAAAACAAAAAAGAAGUGGCAAGAUAUUUGGUGGAUUUGGCGAUAGCUAGGAAGUCUCCAGACAAUGUCACUGUUCUUGUUGCUUUUUUUAAGUAG
This is a messenger RNA of Entamoeba invadens IP1, 1266 nucleotides long. Its product is annotated as protein phosphatase 1E, putative. The coding region runs from base 1 to 1266 and encodes 421 amino acids. Gene Ontology annotation, cellular component: cytosol; nucleus. The record is from RefSeq and is a predicted model, not a curated record. Gene Ontology annotation, molecular function: protein serine/threonine phosphatase activity. The transcript has a single exon. Gene Ontology annotation, biological process: protein dephosphorylation. Lineage: Eukaryota; Evosea; Mastigamoebida; Endamoebidae.